This is a messenger RNA of Carassius auratus (goldfish), 3042 nucleotides long. RefSeq names its product GRAM domain-containing protein 1C-like. The transcript is spliced from 18 exons. Bases 89 to 2134 code for a protein of 681 amino acids. Gene Ontology annotation, molecular function: cholesterol binding; cholesterol transfer activity. Gene Ontology annotation, biological process: intracellular sterol transport. The record is from RefSeq and is a predicted model, not a curated record. Gene Ontology annotation, cellular component: endoplasmic reticulum-plasma membrane contact site; endoplasmic reticulum membrane; plasma membrane. NCBI's taxonomy places the organism in Eukaryota, Metazoa, Chordata, Actinopteri, Cypriniformes, Cyprinidae.
GACAGUCAACACCUCAGCACUCCUGCGACACUGAUCACUGCUGUCGGAAGUUUACGUGCUUUAGGAACAUCUGCGACGUUUGGAGUUGAUGAUAACCAGAACUUGCGGAACACUAACUUCUCAGGCAAAAGACAUGACCCAAACACCCAAACAAGUGAGAGCCAAUGAGCUCACACAGGACAACAGUCAAACUGGGGAAGGCAAUUGGAGCUCGGAAGAAGAGGUACAGGAAGUCAGUGGGCAGUGCAUAGCAGCACCUCAGUUACCUGAAACAUUGCUCUACACUUGUUAUAAACAAAGGAGUGACGAGUUUCGGAGGUUGUUCAAAGAGGUGCCAGAGUCUGAGAAACUAAUUGCAGACUACACCUGUGCUCUCCAAAAGGAUAUCUUGUUACAUGGACACAUCUAUUUUACAGAGAAUUGUUUAUGUUUCUACAGUAAAGUUUUUCGUGGUACAAAAAUCACAGUAAAUAUGCAGGAUAUCAUCUUAAUGUCACGUGAGAAGACAGCGAAAUGGAUACCAAAUGCCAUCCAGAUCAGUACUGAUUCAAAGAAGUUUCUCUUCAGCUCAUUUUCAGCAAGGGGGAAAAGUUACCUCAGUAUGUUUCGGCUUUGGCAGAAUGUUCUACUGGACAAGAAGCUAACCAAGUUGGAGCUGUUGCAGAUGGUUAAGCAGCAUUAUGGCAAUGAAUUAGGAUUGAGUCAUGAUGAAAUGGAAAGCUUUCAAACACCAGUAGAAACCGUCACACCCACCGUGCCCAGUCUGAAUAUGCGUGGAGAGGAUAACACUGGGAGACCAGAAAGGCCAACAUCGCUUCGUCUUCCCCAAGGGGAACUAAAUCCUCAUGAAGCCACCACACCAAAGGGAGAUGACACACAGUCUUCAGCUGGACUACAAAGCAUGCUCUCAGCAAAUGGAGGGGACGGCACUCUCAGUACCCCAUCGCAUCAGCGCAGUCCAAAUCUAUCCUUAAACCACUCAGGGUCUGAACGAGUGUCUAAACGCUCUGCUCUCUCUCUGGAUCUAAAUGCCAAUGAAGACCAGCUCUCGGAUAACAGCAGAUCCGACAGCCUGGAGGAGGUGGAAGAACGUGAGACAGCAUCUCCGGUGUCUCAGGGAAGGCUGUUUGUGAACCGGGUCUUUCACAUCAGUGCUGAGAAGAUGUUUGACCUGCUUUUCACCGAUUCUAGUUUCGUGCGGAGGUUUAUGGAUAUCAGGAAGAUCAUAGGUGCAAGCUCUACCUCUUGGCAAAGGGAGGCCUCUGGAGGUAUGAAAAGGACUUUGAACUACACCAUCACCAUUAAUAACCCCCUGGUUGGCAAGUUCUCCACUGCUACAGAAACCCAGACCCUAUAUAAAGAGUCAAGGGAAGGUCAGUACUACAUGAUAGAUUCAGAGGUUUACACACACGAUGUACCAUACCAUGACUACUUCUACACCCAGAAUCGCUACUGUAUCAUCCGCAACUCCAAGCACAAGUGCAGACUCAGGAUUUACACUGAUGUCAAAUACAAAAAGCAGCCCUGGGGUCUUGUUAAAUCCUUUAUCACGAAAAACUCCUGGAGUGGCCUGGAAGACUACUUUAGACACCUUGAGGCAGAGCUGCUAGAAGAGGAGGCAGAGUUGACUCAAGGAAGCGGAGAUGCUGGAAAGACGGGUGGUUUGCGAAGGAGGCGAAGAACAUACAGUCGCACCCUACAGGAGCACAUGAAACCAGGGAAGCAGUACAGCGCAGACUCUGAUCAGCAGAGAGCCGGCACCAUGGGUGCCAUGGAUAUAAAGAACACACAACACAGACAGAACAUCACUUCGAUUGUAUUUGCGAUGAGCUUAAUACUUUUUGUUCUGGUGGUUCUGAACUUGGGGCUGUUCUUUAAACUUUGGGCCAUGGAAGAUGUCGCUCACCGUUUGUAUCUGAACACCAAGCACAGAAUGAAGGAGGGAGUAGAGUCUAGUAGUUUAGCACCUGACUUAGGCUCCAGACAAGGUAUGCCACACAGAAGUCAAGAAGAAGCGCAUUUACUGAGGGCAGUACUGCAGGACUCCAUUAACCUUCUAGAACAGCUACGCAGUUCUCUUGUGGCGCUUCAGCAGAACUUUCAGGCCUACAACAGAUCCUUCUCUCAGUUUUAAAUGGCAAUGAGUUUGGUGACCUGACAACACAAGGGUACUUUUCCCAUAAGACCUGUCAUCGUUGAGGAGGGUUUCUAUAGGUACUGUCACCCCAGGGCACACGUAGCCAUGUUCAUCUUCUCUGCUUUUUUGUCUCAGAGAUGUAAUGGAUUCAGUGCAGUUGCACAGGGUUUUCACUUUAAUUAUGAAAGGGGGCGAUGCAGGCCCAUUGCCUCUAAAGAUCUGCCUAACAUUUAGUCGUGGCCUUUUUGUCUUGAUUUAGAUAACGAUCUUGUUCUAAGAUACCUCUAAGAAUUUGUAAAUGAUUGCACCUUAAAACCUUAUUAAAGCAGGGAUCACUAAUGUUGUUGAAAUUAUAGAAUGUUUGUAAGCUCUGAAUGUUCAUCAGGAUUUUGAUAGUGUCUAAGAGUACAGGUUUGUGGGAAGAAGACAAAAUAUCUGAGGUUUACUGUAAAGGAUGAGCGGAAAUGUUUUAAAUUGUUUACACUCUUGGUCUUUAAAAUAUCACUUGUUGUUCAACUUUUAGAGACCGUAUUGUCACUGUGAACUACAUUUGUAACACAGUCAUGUAAAUUAUUUUCAAUAGGAAAAGUGUGGUAAUUUAUCAAAAGAGAAUGUGUAAUCCUCAAGCAUUUAAUUAUUUCACAGAAAAAAUAUGUUAGGGGUGGAUGUGUUUAGAUUGAAAAUUCUCUGACAUUCUUAAUAACAUUUCUUCUGAACAUAUUUAUAAAUAAAAUUCCCAUAGCAUUACAAUGUUCAGUUUGUGAAGCUAAAUAUUUUAUCGCGAUUUUAUCAUGUAACAUCCAAAUCAAAUAUCAGAAGAUUGUUACAUUAUGACUAUUCAUCAACAGAGGUUGUCAACAUGCACAUGAAAUUGUCUCUAACAUAGAUUAAAAUAAAUAUUACAU